AUGACCACGGUUUCAAAGGAGAGUGACGUCGAUGUUCUCAUCAUUGGUGCAGGCCCUGCGGGGCUCAUGUGUGCGAACGCCCUCGCGAUGGCGGGCGUGAACGUCCGCAUAGUCGACCAAAGGCCAGCAAAAGUUCCUGCUGGGCAAGCAGACGGCAUACAGCCACGCACAAUCGAGGUGUUUCAGAGCUAUGGCCUUGGCGAACGGCUACUCAGAGAAGGCAACCAGAUGCAUAUGGCUGCCUUCUACAAUCCCAGUCCGUCUGGUGGCAUCGAGCGUACGAGUCGAGCACCGGACGUCAACGCUCCUAGCGCGCGCUAUCCCUUCGAGGUCACACUACAUCAGGGCGCCAUAGAGUCGAUCUUCCUGGACUCGAUGAAGGCGCACGGCGUAGUUGUGGAGCGCCCUAUCGUACCGACCUCCCUUGAGCUCUCGGAGUCCGAGGAGGAGCUGAAAGACCCUAAUGCGCGUCCCGUGAAGGUCGUCCUGAAGUACCUCGACCCACCAGCUGACGCGGGCGACUCGGAGAUCGUCAACGCCAAGUUUGUCCUAGGCGCGGACGGUGCGCACUCCUGGGUGCGCAAGACGCUCGGCAUCACACUUGACGGCGAGCAGACGGACUACAUCUGGGGCGUCGUCGACAUGGUCCCCGACACGGACUUCCCCGACAUCCGCUCUAAGUCCGCCGUGCACUCGCACAACGGCUCGUGCAUGGUCAUCCCGCGCGAGGGCGACCUCGUCCGGCUCUACAUCCAGCUCGCGGACCGCGACGUCGUCGACCCCGUCACUGGGCGCGUGGACAAGAGCCGGAUGGGCCCCGAGAGGCUGAUCGAGGUCGCGAAGAAGUCGUUCGCGCCGUACAGGAUCGACAACGCCGAGGGGCACUUUGACUGGUGGACGUUGUAUAUCAUCGGGCAGAGAGUUGCGGCGCAGUUUUCGGUGCACGAGCGGGUGUUCAUCGCUGGAGAUGCUUGCCAUACGCACUCGCCGAAAGCGGGCCAGGGCAUGAACGCGAGCAUGAACGACACGCACAACUUGGCCUGGAAGCUCACGCAUGUCCUCCGCGGGUGGGCGGACAUCUCCCUCCUGAAGACUUACGAGCUGGAGCGUCGGAAGUACGCGCAAGAUUUAAUCAACUUCGACAAGCAGUUCUCCAAGCUCUUCUCUGGCAAGCCUCGCACUGAGGCGAGCCAGGAUGGUGUCACCCAUGAAGAGUUCCUCGAAGCGUUCCAGACCUUUGGCCUUUUUACGAGCGGCAUAGGCGUGCACUACGAAUCCUCUCCAAUCACCGCGGACCACUAUCAAUCCGUCGCCACCAAGCUGAUCGUUGGCGAGCGUCUCGUCCCGCACGACUUCAUCCGCGCUGCGGACGCGCGCCCGUACAACAUUCAGGACCUUUUACCUUCGGACGCCCGCUUCAAGGUCCUCGUCUUCGUGGGCAACACCCCCGACAAAGCACAGGCGGCGCGCGUGCAGGCGUUGGCGGACUGGAUGGUGCGGCCGGACAGGUUCCUGGUGAGGUUUGGGAAGGGAGACAGUGCGAAGGUGUUCGACAUCUGGUCCAUCAGCUCAGCCAAGAAGCGGGACGUGAACUACAUCGACCUCCCUCCUCUGUUCCGGCCACAUUGGUCUCAUGUUCUGCUCGACGACACGGACAUGUACGCGCGCGUUGGGGGCGGGGGCUACGAUGCGUACGGCAUCGACAAGCAGGAGGGCGCGAUCGUCAUCGUGCGCCCCGACGGCUAUGUGGGUAUGGUUGCCCCUUAUGAGCGCGUCAAGGAUGUGGAUGCAUACUUCGCCUCGUUCAUGACACAUGCGUAG
This is a messenger RNA of Dichomitus squalens LYAD-421 SS1, 1821 nucleotides long. RefSeq lists its product as uncharacterized. The transcript has 12 exons. The coding region runs from base 1 to 1821 and encodes 606 amino acids. The record is from RefSeq and is a predicted model, not a curated record. Gene Ontology annotation, molecular function: FAD binding. Lineage: Eukaryota; Fungi; Basidiomycota; Agaricomycetes; Polyporales; Polyporaceae.